This is a messenger RNA of Chaetura pelagica (chimney swift), 222 nucleotides long. Its product is annotated as cytochrome c oxidase subunit 6A1, mitochondrial. Gene Ontology annotation, biological process: mitochondrial electron transport, cytochrome c to oxygen. Lineage: Eukaryota; Metazoa; Chordata; Aves; Apodiformes; Apodidae. Gene Ontology annotation, molecular function: enzyme regulator activity. The transcript is spliced from 2 exons. The coding region runs from base 1 to 222 and encodes 73 amino acids. Gene Ontology annotation, cellular component: mitochondrial inner membrane. The record is from RefSeq and is a predicted model, not a curated record.
AUGUGGAGGACCCUGAGCUUCGUGGUGGCUCUGCCCGGGGUUGCUGUUUGCAUGCUGAACUGCUACCUGAAAUCGCAGCACGAGCACGAGAGACCCGAGUUCAUUCCUUACGCUCACCUCCGGAUCAGGACCAAGCGUUUCCCCUGGGGUGAUGGGAACAAAACUCUCUUCCACAACCCCCAUGUUAAUGCUCUCCCGACUGGUUAUGAAGAUGAAAAUUGA